AUGACGAGCGGUUCAUCGAAACACCCACCAACAGACCCGACAUCCGCGCCUAGUAUGAAUCAGUCCACUGGUAGCAAGCGUCGGUCGUCCUCUGGUCGGCGACCGCCCAAGCUCGAUGACUAUGAGAUGAAGCUGGGAGUACCUGGCCGACCCUAUAUAUGGGAGAAAGAAGCAACCAGGGAAACAAUUACUGAGCCGGGGCACAACAAACGACAUGAUCGUAGCCUACCCCUUGGGGAGCGACCGCUGGAUGUUCUAUUACGAGAGCUUUCGGGCUGGGAUUCGGCUUCGAAGAUCGGGAGCCAGUACGGUCAUUACCUCACCACCAAGAUCCUCUGGCAGCAUUCCCAGGUUAGAGACCUGGCAGACAUAAAUACUACGGAGUAUCUUUCCGGUUAUGGAGAUUGGAGUCAGUUUAUCGAUCACAUCGCCAAAUACCCGAUCGCAAAGCCUGGGAACCCCAUUCUCAUUGGAGCAUUCUCGAAUAUUCGAGAUCAGCAGUCGCGAAUAGAAGGAGCUUGUAUUGCGUUGUUUGGAGACAGACCACCCUUCCCGAUUGCCAAAAAGCGCAGAAGACUCACCAACAUGUCUUCCCCCGGACAGCUCGAGACGAGCGGCACUCCCAACACCUCCCCCGGCCAACUUAUGACGAGUGGCACUACAACCCCCUUUACCGCGGAAAAACUGGAACAGAUCACAAGAAGAUUACAAAAUCUGAGUCUAGAGAGCAGGGAAACGGCAAAUACUGGAGGUUUCACGGCGCUGGUGACAUCCAUUGGAAUAAAGCAGCCGUUUGGCAAUUUCGAAGCAAAGAGGCGAACGCAUGAAGCGAAGAUCAAUAUGAGCUUCGUCAAUUUGCUCUACACGAUCUGCUUAUUACUGCCGACCGAGUUAAAGUGGGACAGUAUCCAGCAUCAUCUCAAUUUGCAUGUCGGUGAGGCUAAAUACAAAGCAAUUGUCGACGGUGGUCUGGUAGAUCCCGAUGGGGAAAUGCAGGUUUUACUUGAAGUCAAGGCUAUGCAUCUGUCAUCGACAUGGAUUACUGCAACGCUCGAUAUUGAAGAGUCAAAGGGACCAAGAGUUCAAAUAAUCGAUUCACCGAUCAGAAGAUGGGUGAUGUUAGCGCAAUACGCUACAGAGAUAUAUUUUAUUGUCGCUGAGCUGCAUGAAGAGUACAUCGAGUACUUGGUUACAGGCAGACGCUCUUUGAAAGCCUUCGAUAGCAACGCACAUCUAGCAAUGCAGUUACUGGGGCCCUUCAGCAUUUAUUCCGCCGAAGAGAUGCGGGCCGUUGGUCUUCUUGUUGUCGCGCUUACCGUUGUCCAGCACCGGGAUUGGAAGAAGAGCAAGGAGGAUUAG
Messenger RNA from Penicillium soppii, 1359 nucleotides. RefSeq lists its product as uncharacterized. NCBI's taxonomy places the organism in Eukaryota, Fungi, Ascomycota, Eurotiomycetes, Eurotiales, Aspergillaceae. Bases 1 to 1359 code for a protein of 452 amino acids. The transcript is spliced from 4 exons. The record is from RefSeq and is a predicted model, not a curated record.